AUGAAUAACUACUCUACGCCAAAUGGCGUCAAUCACGGCCUCCAAGAAUCAGGAAUCCAGCCUCGGCUGUACUCUAUCAACAACCUGCCGUCAUUGGAAGACUUCAAGAAGCUAACAACAGAGUCUUCAUCAAUUGACCAUCCACUUGCAAGCACUAUCGAGUCGCACGUGCCGAUAUAUCAUCUGCCCAAUUAUUCAUCGUUGAGUCCAGAACAACUUGCUACUCUACAGGACGAAUGGUACCACAUCCUGCUUUCAGGCCCCGGUGUCUUCGUCGCCAAGAGCCUCUACAAAGACACGUCUCAAAUUGAUGACGUCAACAAAGUAUACUCAUCAAUAAUCGCAGAAGAGAAACAAGCGUCCAGCCAACGCGGCGGCCACUUUGCAGGCGCCGGCGCAAACGACCGCGAUGGGUUGUUCUUCAAUCCUGCGCUGUUCCAUGCUGCAGGUCAGAAUGACUCUGUGGAUAUCAUGCGCUCAGCGAACCUGCUGCAGAUUUCAUCGGCGUUUGGUAAGCCCAUGGAAUCGAUUGAUACUUAUCCUCUUAUUGAGCACACCUGGGAUGCGUUGUCAGAGAUGUAUGUGAAGGAUGGGCUCACUGAUGAGGUUAAGGCGUUUGUCAGUGUUGUUGCAGAGGGGUAUCCGUUUCCCACGAAUCUUGAUAGGAGAGUACCAGAGGCCACAGGUAUGGCACCGACGAGCGAGCAAGACUUACUCUUGAAGUGCUUGAAAGAUCAUAUGUCAAAGGAAGAUGUGUUGACACAGCUACUGAAGAUGAAGGAGGAUUCGAGGGCGUGA
Molecule: messenger RNA, 798 nt
Organism: Bipolaris sorokiniana ND90Pr
Lineage: Eukaryota; Fungi; Ascomycota; Dothideomycetes; Pleosporales; Pleosporaceae
Exons: 2
Coding region: 1-798 (265 amino acids)
Source: RefSeq, a predicted model, not a curated record